AUGCCGAUACCAGUACCACAGCCGGCCUACUCCCAGGCCAGGGAGAACCUUGUGAAGGCUAUCCCACCCAAGCUCCUGUGUCUGCUGGCCUGUGGAGGAAUUGACUGCCGCUAUGAAGGACCAGCAUGUUGGAAAUUAAAUCAACAGGUCAUUCGAGGCCUUUUUUCCUCCUGGGUGACAGAUGACAUUAUUGCCAUGGCACGACCAUCCAAUCAUCUAAUUGAGAAGUACAACAUCAUAGAACAAUUUCGAAGGUUGAACAUCAGAUCGAUCAUCAACAUGCAGCUAUCUGGAGAGCAUGCUCACUGUGGACCUCCCCUAGACCCUGAAAGUGGUUUCACAUAUUCUCCACAGAUCUUCAUGGACAAUGACAUUUACUUUUACAACUUUGGGAUGCCAGAUUUCGGUGUGUCCUCUCUUGUCGGAAUAAUUGAUGGAGUGAAAGUUUUGGCCUUUGCAGUGAGCGAAGGAAGAGUGGCUGUGCACUGCCAUGCAGGCCUGGGCAGGACAGGUGUCUUGAUAGCCUGUUACUUGAUUUACACCCUGCGCAUUAGCCCGAGUGAAGCUGUCCACUAUGUACGGAUUAAACGGCCACGCUCGAUCCAAACCCGAGCACAGCUCAGCCAGGUGUUUGACUUUGCUCGCCUGCUUGGCACACAGCAAGUCCAAUACCCAGACCUCAGCCUGCGGCACGGAGCCCCUUUCACACUGCAGCACUACCUAAACCGACAAGCGAUACUGCUGCAUGGCCAAGAGGCACGCACCCUCAGACAAACACCCAAGGUGGUGUACCUCCUGUGUGUGCGUCUCUCCUGCUUAGCCCUGGGUCUCCCUGCUCCUCCAGGGAUCCAGGCUGAGCUGGAGAAGAGGUCAGCACUGAGGACCCUGAACAGGACUGUGAGGGAGACCCUGGUGGCCAAACAGUACUUGCCCUUACUGAGGGAGGGCCACAAGGGGCCGUGGGUGACCUCAGGGUCGGUGUCCUCCUGGGACGAGCCACUGGGAUUCUUGGAGAGAAAGAGAGAGGUGCUGCUGGACAAACGCAGCUACAGCGACUCUGAUCUCAGCAAGAUCACAGUACAUCAGGAUCUGGACUUGAGUCCAUACUGCACCCCAGCACUUGGAAAUGAGAGACAGUGGUGUGUGCAGGAUCUGAUACGACCUGAUCUGAGACCAGGUAGUCCGAUCCUUGCCACCGUAUCACCAGGCCACCAGACUACCAAAAAGGAAUCUCAUACACUUAACAUCCCAAUAUCUAGCAUGACAACAAGCAACAACGGUGCUAAGAGAUCAAAGUGCACAGCGAAAAAGGCACUUGCCAAAUACAGCUCCAACAUUGAGUUGUGCAGAAAUCCACAUAAUCCAGGCCCAACCUCAGUUGCCCGUGCUGUUGCUAAUGCAAUGGCAGAUUUUGGUCCUCCAGGAGAAACCAUCCUUCAAAGAUCGGCUCUGCUGCAGGAGGAACUGAACAGUAGCGACUGUGGCUGGGCUCUGCUGGUCACCGAGUCAGAUCCUCAGGUUCUCAGUUGUCUGUUGUGGACCUGGCUGGACAAGUUAAAGGAGCCUGUUCUGGGUGCAGAGGAUGUAGACAGGUUGAGCUGUGGCACAAACAACAGGAAGCCUCUCAAUGUGCUCAAGAAGCCACAAAGACACACUAUCUAUUGUCUACUGAGCUGUGUGAGCACAGUGACCAGCCUGUGUCCACACAGAGAGGAUGCAAUGCUGCAACAACUGAUGAAGGCACUUACAAGGCGUCCACAGGAGGAAAUGAGAAGCCUUGCAACUUUAAUGAAGGUCCUGAAGUCGAGUUUGAGAGAAACCUUCCACAACUAAAUCUACCUCCCGAGGGCCUCAGGCACCAAUGCUACACUUUGAAGAGCGGAAUCCAUAUUGGAACAAUUUCUAACAGAGCAUUUUUUAUUU
Messenger RNA from Perca flavescens (yellow perch), 1923 nucleotides. Its product is annotated as protein tyrosine phosphatase domain-containing protein 1. Gene Ontology annotation, biological process: protein dephosphorylation; cilium assembly. The coding region runs from base 1 to 1833 and encodes 610 amino acids. The transcript is spliced from 12 exons. The record is from RefSeq and is a predicted model, not a curated record. NCBI's taxonomy places the organism in Eukaryota, Metazoa, Chordata, Actinopteri, Perciformes, Percidae. Gene Ontology annotation, molecular function: protein tyrosine phosphatase activity.